This is a messenger RNA of Momordica charantia (bitter melon), 815 nucleotides long. RefSeq names its product LIM domain-containing protein WLIM1. The record is from RefSeq and is a predicted model, not a curated record. NCBI's taxonomy places the organism in Eukaryota, Viridiplantae, Streptophyta, Magnoliopsida, Cucurbitales, Cucurbitaceae.
AGACAAGGGAGUGUGGCAUUGCACAAAGAGCAAUAAAAACAGAAGAUCAACAAGGAGCCAGCCACAAACCUUGUCUCUCUCCCGGUCCCAUCUCUGCGUUUGGUCGGUCGGUUGGGUUGAUCUCAGUCAUUCGUUUUCUUUUGUGAAGAGCGCGGUGUGCUUAACCGGCAAGAGCGGAGGCAAUGGCGAGCUUUUCGGGAACCACACAAAAGUGCAUGGCUUGUGAGAAGACCGUUUAUCUUGUAGACAAGCUUACAGCUGAUAAUAGAGUGUUCCAUAAGGCUUGCUUCCGGUGCUACCAUUGCAAGGGUACUCUCAAGCUUAGCAACUAUUGCUCCUUUGAGGGAGUGCUAUACUGCAGGCCUCACUAUGACCAACUCUUCAAGAGAACUGGCAGCCUAGACAAGAGCUUUGAGGGAACUCCAAAAGUAAAACCAGAAAAACCCACUGAAACUGAGAAUGCAAAGUCAGUGUCCAACAUGUUUGGUGGCACCAGAGACAAAUGUUCAGGCUGUACCAAGACUGUUUACCCCAUUGAAAAGGUAACGGUGAACGGGACGGCCUACCACAAGACCUGCUUCAAGUGCACCCAUGGAGGCUGCACAAUAAGCCCAUCAAACUACAUAGCACAUGAGGGAAAGCUGUACUGCAAGCACCAUCACAUUCAACUAUUCAUGGAGAAGGGAAACUACAGCCAGCUUGAAACUGAGAGGCAAAAAAAUUCUGUGUCAAUGAAUCUAACUUCUCCAGUGGAAAUUGCAGCUGAAUCAUAGUCUGUAAUUGGGACUAAUAUCUCAAAAUUGUUUCUUUCUGGU